Molecule: messenger RNA, 3257 nt
Organism: Spodoptera litura
Lineage: Eukaryota; Metazoa; Arthropoda; Insecta; Lepidoptera; Noctuidae
Gene: CngB
Product: Cyclic nucleotide-gated ion channel subunit B
Biological process (GO): monoatomic cation transmembrane transport
Cellular component (GO): intracellular cyclic nucleotide activated cation channel complex; plasma membrane
Molecular function (GO): cGMP binding; protein-containing complex binding; intracellularly cAMP-activated cation channel activity
Source: RefSeq, a predicted model, not a curated record
UCGAAUGUGUUAAUUUAACACCUACCAACUUAAUUUUAUCCUGUAGCAUAACGAAACGAACAAAUUGCAUAUCCGUUUCCUUGGCCCAAACGUUGGUUCCAAUACAGCCAUGGUUAACCGCCGCUCGAAACUACAAGCGGGCUAAAGUUUAUUUGUACAGUCGCUUAAACGCCGUCGUGGCGAUCGCGUGUGUCGUUGACCGGAAAAUUCCCAGAGUUUUUCUUAUUUGCUUUUGCCGCCAUAAAUUUAAAUAACGAUAGAACGGUUUUUAAAAUGUGAUCGCUUUGUUUAUGGAUAAAUAUGGAAAUUAAAGUUGAUGUGCACACGGUGCACCCAGCUACGCCUGUAAGAAGGCCUCCUCAGGCUAAGGACACUUGGUGCACACCUGUAUCCACGCCGGUACAUACCACAAUAACUAAAACGAGAUCUAAUAUCGAAACCAAAUCUGAGCUACAGGAUGUACAGAAUAAAGAAAGGGAUUUAAGUCAAUUACAAAAAAUUCAGCUCUUCUCGCCGAGUCCGCCACCUGCAUACAAAUCCGAGAAUGAUAUAACACAAGCUGACACUGAAUUAAAAGAGUUCAAGCCGCCAUCAUCCAAUGAGAAUUCACCAGACAUUCCGCCAGUUUCGGAAGACAAACUCGAUGCAAUAAUCGAAACACCACAAAGUCCAGUGCCGACGUCUCCGUCUUAUCACCAAAAAUGUCAAAGAUUUGCACAAUGGUCAGCGAUCCGCGAUCUUUUUGUGCCGAUAGACCCUCAAGGUCCCCACUACAUCAGUUGGCUUUUCAUAAUGACGAUCAGCUACAGUUAUAACGCUUGGUGUAUAGUUCUCCGCGCUACAUUCCCCUACCAGACUCCUAGCAACACCAGUAUAUGGAUGGCUUGUGACUACGUGAGCGACGUCAUGUACCUUCUGGAUACAGUGUUUGUGAAGCCAAGACUGAUGUUUUUACAUGAAGGAUUCUGGGUCGAUGACCUCACUGAGACACGGAAGAACUAUAGGAAGAAGUCCCAAUAUAAGUUUGACGUGAUAUCUCUCCUCCCAUUGGAUUUAUUAUACCUAUACUUUGGAACCAAUAAAGUGAUCUUACGCUUUCCAAGAUUGUUGAAAUUGCAAACAUUUUGGGAAUUCCAUCAGGCUAUAGAUAGAGUGCUUGCCUCUCCUUAUGUUGUACGAAUCGGUAAAAUGCUCUUCUACAUCUUCUACCUGAUUCAUUUAAAUGCGUGUGCAUACUAUGCGAUGAGUGACUACAUAGGACUGGGUAGUAAUGGCUGGGUAUAUGACAACCAAGGGUCAGCCUACAUUCGCUGUUUCUACUUCGCAACAAAAACUGCGACAUCUAUCGGCAAGAAUCCGAAGCCUGAAAACACCAUUGAGUACUUGUUCAUGACUGCAGCCUGGUUAAUGGGAGUCUUCGUGUUUGCUAUUCUUAUUGGACAGAUCAGGGACAUUAUUGCUACUGCUACUAGAACAAGGACGGAGUACCGUAAGACACUGGACGGUAGCAGGAGUUAUCUUCGUCGAUUAAACAUGCCAGUAACACUGCAGAGACGAGUAGCAUCGUGGUACGACUACACUUGGAGUAAACAACGAUGUUUUGACGAACCCAGAAUUUUGAAUUCUUUGCCAUCUAAUAUGAAACGCGAUGUAGCACUCGAAGUUCAUAUGACAACGCUAAGCAAGGUACAACUAUUCCGCGACUGUUCAGAUUCUCUGCUCCGUGACUUGGUCUUACAACUACGUCCUGUCUGCUUUCUCCCUGGAGACGUAGUGGUACGACGUGGUGAGGUUGGCCAUCAGAUGUACAUCAUUUCUUCUGGAGAGUGCUGCGUAAUGUCACAAGAUGAGAAAGAAGUGUUAGCUACUCUGCAAGAGGGUUCCGUAUUUGGAGAGAUCAGUUUACUGGGUAUUGAUGGGUUACGACGACGUACUGCAACAGUUAGAGCGCGCGGCUACGCAAGUUUAUUUGCUUUGUCUAAAAGCGAUCUCGACGCUGCACUAAAGCAUCACAAGCAAGCCGCUCAAGUACUCCGCAUUAGAGCUGAUCAGAUUAUUCGAGAAAAUGCAGCCAGACAGGCUAAACAGCGUAUGAUAAGACUUGAAGCGAAGAAAAGUGUUAGUAUACAUGAAGAUGAGAGUAUCGUGAGAAGACGCCUGUCCAAUACUUCCAGUGCUUCUAAUUUGACUCUAGAGGGCGCUAGAAGGCAAAGGUCAGCUAGUGCAUUGUCUAAGAGAAGACUGUCGGCUGUUUCUGAGAGUGGAGUUGUUGAUCAGGGCCAGGCAGCCACUUUAGCUGUAACUUGUGACAGAGCACGAACUCCACUACCAACAAUAGUCCUAUCGGGAGAUUGAAGAAAAAUCUAAAACUUUAAACUAAAAUGAUGAACUAAAGAAAAGACUAAGUAGUGUGCACUUAAAAAAACUGUGAGGAUGAAAACAUAGAAAGUUAUUUGUAAGAAGAAUUGAGUAAUGAGUAGGUAAUAGAGACGUUUUGAUAUUGAGGUAUACGACAUUAAUGUAAGGUGUUAUUAAAAGAAAAUGUUUUACAAGGUCUUAAGCAAAAAUAACAUAGAAUAGAAUUGCUUCACCGCAGAUUUGUAUUGUAUCUAUUCGCACAUAAACCUAUAUUGCAACUAGCUGACCCGGCGAAUUUCGUACCGCGUAAUACUCUAACCUACUCUAUCCCACUCUACCCUACUCAACCCUACUCUACCCUAUUCUACUGUACCCUAAUGAAAAAUAGACUAUCCUAUCUCUCAAGUUAGAUCGAACUGCACAUAGUGUGCGAAUUUUAUUAUAAUCGGUUAAGUGGUUUAGGAGUCCAUUGAGGACAAACAUUGUGACACGAGAUUUAUAUAUAUUAAGAUUAGUCUACAUAAUCCCAAUUCAAACUGAAACAUAAUAAUAUGUAGAUAUUAAAUGUACUUGAGAAAGUAUUGUAUUGAUGUUCUAGUCGAUAUACCUAAAGUAGAUAAAAUUCAAAAUAUUAAUUAAUGUAAUAUAAUUAAUGCAUUUUUAUUUUUAUAAAUAUUAUUACAUAAUUUACAUUUACUAUUCUAAUUCUAUUAGUUAAUGAUCUAGUCUCCAUACCCUAAAAGAUGUACCAAAAACAUCGAUGUUUCCAUGUCUAUUACGCUCAAUAUCUUUGUUGUUUGUUUGUAACUUAAAAAAAAAACGUUAUUUUUGUAAAUAAUUUAUUUUCGACGUGCAUACUUACCUAUAUAUUUCUAGACUGUCUAUCUAUUGAUGUGUCA